Cylindrotheca closterium is the source of this 1080-nucleotide messenger RNA. Lineage: Eukaryota; Bacillariophyta; Bacillariophyceae; Bacillariales; Bacillariaceae. The record is from the annotation of a GenBank genome assembly.
AUGAUGAACCAUCCUGCCUUCUCUAUUGACCCUAGGUUAAUGGCAUCAGCCAUUGUACAACAGCAACAACAGUCAUUUCGUGCAGCUCAAGCUGCCAGAGCUGAUGAGGCGCAAGAAGUUGCCAAUUUCCUCCUCCAACUGAAACAUCGAAACGUGCAGCAGCAAGUACCAGGCCACCACACGCUGAGUCAACUGGAAGCAGCACGACUGCCAUUACAGCACUCUCAAGCAGCACGAGCUGCUGCUCAAUUGCACAAACUACCUCUUCCAUAUCCUUUGGGCUCUCUUUACGGCUACCCUACAUCUCGACUAGAACAAGCUCUUCUGGAGCGAUCAGCUGGUGCGAAUCAAGCUGUGGCGCUUUUGGAUCGUGAAAGAGCCUUAUUGGCUGCAGAGCGCACUCCUGCUCUCCUCGAGGAGACUCCAGCCUUUGAUCCUUCCUGGGAAAGGUUACUCGAAGGUAGUGACCUUGUGCUGAUGAAAGAUCGCGAUCUGGUUCCAGACGCACUUUUUGUGGCCAUGGCCCAAAUGAAACCGUGCAAACUUACACAAGCCGAUCGCGUGGGUUGCUACAAGUCCCGCGAGCUUGGCUUUGUUGGAAUGUGCUGUAAACACUGUGGAGGACAACCGGGCUUCGGAAGGUAUUACCCCAACUCUGUCCGAUCCCUGGCGCAAACAACCACGAGUCAAACGAUUCUAAAGCAUAUCGGAGGAAAGUGCAGGUUCUGUCCUCCACAAGUGCGCCAAGCAGUUCUAGAGCUGCAAAGGCACCAAGAAGUCAAAGAAGGCAUGACCUCCGGCCGCCCUCGAUAUGGCUCUCGAAAAAUCUUCUUUCAGCGUAUGUGGGCCCGUCUUCAUGGUGGGACAGUUGCUGAAGAUGGAAGCGAUUCCGACGAUGGCAGUUUAAUGGCUGAAAAGCCAGCUCACUCUUCUGCCGAAAAUGAUUCAGAUGCUGAAACUAUUGAAAACAGAGACGAUGAAUCCAAGAGCACUUCCAACAAGAGAGCACUCGAUCAUGCUGCGGAUGAUGAGGCAAACGAUGAGAGCAACAAGCGCGCUCGCGUACAAGCAGAACCAUAG